AGACAGCCUUAGAACUUUUGCCGUGGUCGGGAAGUUUUGGGGUCCCUGGAGCAGCCAUGGUGUCUAGAUAUUUGCUGCUUGUCCUGCUGGCCUUUUCUUGUAUCUCUCAGGUGAUGGUGGAAGCAAGUUCAUGGUGGUCACUGGCAAUGAACCCCGUCCAGCUCCCCGAAGUUUACAUUAUUGGGGCUCAGCCUCUUUGCAGCCAGUUAACGGGGCUCUCCCAGGGGCAGAAGAAGCUGUGUUUGCUCUAUCAGGACCAUAUGCAAUAUAUUGGGGAGGGAGCAAAAACUGGGAUCAAAGAGUGCCAGUACCAGUUCAGGCACAGGAGGUGGAACUGCAGUACUGUGGAUAACACAUCGGUGUUUGGCAGAGUUAUGCAAAUAGGGAGCAGAGAAACUGCCUUCACGUAUGCCAUCAGUGCUGCUGGAGUUGUGAAUGCAAUAAGCCGAGCUUGUAGAGAGGGGGAGCUCUCAACCUGUGGCUGCAGUCGGGCAGCCAGGCCUAAGGAUCUGCCCCGGGAUUGGCUGUGGGGUGGCUGUGGAGAUAAUCUAGAUUAUGGCUACAGGUUUGCCAAGGAGUUUGUGGAUGCCAGGGAAAGAGAAAAAGUCCAUCAAAAAGGAACGUAUGAGAGCUCCAGGACUCUGAUGAACCUGCACAACAAUGAAGCUGGAAGGAGGGCUGUAAGUACAUUGGCGGAUGUUGCCUGCAAAUGCCAUGGGGUAUCUGGUUCUUGCAGCCUGAAGACAUGUUGGCUGCAACUUGCUGACUUCCGGAAGGUGGGAGACCUUUUAAAGGAGAAAUAUGACAGUGCUGCAGCAAUGAAACUCAACAGCAGAGGAAAACUUGUGCAGGUGAACAACAAAUUUAAUUCCCCCACCACGAACGACCUGGUGUACAUUGACCCAAGUCCGGAUUAUUGUGUUCGCAAUGAAAGCACUGGUUCUUUAGGUACCCAGGGAAGGCUAUGCAAUAAAACAUCGGAGGGCAUGGAUGGCUGUGAACUUAUGUGCUGCGGUAGAGGCUACGAUCAGUUCAAAACUGUUCAGACUGAGAGGUGCCACUGCAAGUUUCACUGGUGCUGUUACGUCAAAUGCAAGAAAUGUACCGAGAUCGUUGACCAGUUUGUAUGCAAGUAA
Staurois parvus is the source of this 1136-nucleotide messenger RNA. The record is from the annotation of a GenBank genome assembly. Lineage: Eukaryota; Metazoa; Chordata; Amphibia; Anura; Ranidae.